CAAAAUUGUUGACAAAUAAAUUCACCCGGUAUUUUACGAAAUUAAAUAUUUAAUGGAUUAAGAACAUAUAAAAGUGUUUUUAAUGUAAUAUAAAAAUGUGUGAAGCACAAAUUACAAACAUCGUUAAUGGUCUACUUCGUGUAGAACCAAUUGAAGAGGCGUUUAGUUGUUAUUUAUUAAUAAAAAGUAGUGAUAGUGAUGAAGAAAUUAUUAAUCAAUAUCAGAAUGAUUUAUCUGGUGUAUUAAGUAGUUCUGGCGGAACUGCUGGAACUGCACCCAAUACUGAAUUACAAGAAAAUGGAAUAAAACAUUACUUAUCGUUGGCUGCAGCGGUCACGAACCGUAAACGAUUACAGUUACUCUUGACAAUCAUUGAAAAUUUAGUUGGUAACAACACUUUACCAGCAAGGAUGGUUUGUGAAGCUUUACUGGCAUCAGAUAAAUUAGUUUAUACAAAUGAACAUUUUUGGAUAGAGGCGUUUAGUUUAAUUCGUCGUAUAAUUGGAGGUGUUGAUUAUAAAGGUGUACGUGAAAUUAUGAAGGCAUGUCGAGAUAAAGCUCAAUCUUUACCAACCAGAUUAAACGCAAAUGUUCAACCUCAAUUACGUGUAUUGGAAGAUUUAUUAGAAUAUAUUUUUGAUCGUAAUGCUUGUUUAUUGCCAGCGUACUUAAUCGUAAACGAAAUUCAAAAACCUUGUAUAGAUACAAACAAAUGGCCUCAUUGGAAAUUAGCCCAUUUAUUCUCAUCGUUUGUGGAAAGUUUUCGUGAUUGUGCUCAAAUGGUAAGUAUUAUCGGUCACAGUACAAUGCGACCGGUUGUUGAGCAUAGUGGAUGUGCAGAACAUGUGUACAGUCCAUGGAGACUUGAUAGAAAUACAUUACGAUUUCAUUUAAAAGGAAGUUUACCAUAUGCACCAGUUUUGUUAGGACCACAACCAAAUCUUUUACGUUAUGUUUUGGAACAACCUUACAGUCGAGAUAUUGUGUGCGAUAUGCUAGGUUUACAAAAACAGCAUAAAAACAGAUGUAUAACGUUGGAAGAACAGUUAGUAGAAUUGGUAGUAAUUGCAAUGGAACGAUCUGAAUCUGAAUUACCACCAAAUCCUGCUAAUUUCCCUGGAGGUAAUACAUCAUCAUCGGAAAAUUCUGAUGAUCAAUCACAUUGUCAUUGGUUGUGGCUACAUUUAUCAUCCCAGUUGAUAUACUUUCAAUUAUUUCAACAUGCAAGUUUCCCGAAUAUUGUUAUUGCUUUACAUGAUAAGUUGGCAGGACGAGAAUUUCGAAAAGGUCGUGAUCAUUUAAUGUGGGUUUUAUUACAAUUUAUUUCUGGAAGUAUACAGAGAAAUCCGCUAUCAAAUUUUCUUCCUGUUCUUAAAUUGUACGAUUUAUUGUAUCCAGAACGUGAACCACUAUUAGUUCCUGAUUAUACGAAAGCACAAUGUACUCAUCAAAUGGCAAUUACCUGUAUUUGGAUACAUUUACUGAAAAAAGCACAAACAGAUCAUGAUAUGAGCUUAAUGCAGCGACCUAUUCCACAUGCCUUGAAGAAUCAUCAUGACUUUUUACAGCACCUAGUGAUGACAAACAAUGCUGGAUUAUGUAUGGGUAACGAUUAUCGUAUUGCUUUACUUUGUAAUGCAUAUUCAACAAAUCAAGAGUAUUUUUCGCGACCAAUGGCAGCCUUAGUGGAAACUAUUUUAGGCAAUAGUAAAUCUGGACAAACACUUCAAUCAUCACCGGGUCCAACAACACCAUUAUCGAUGGCAAUUCUUGAUUCAUUAACAGUACAUUCUAAAAUGAGUUUAAUACACAGUAUCGUUACACAUGUAAUUAAAUUAUCUCAGAGUAAAGCGAAUAUUUCGUUAGCUCCCGCAUUAGUUGAAACGUAUAGUCGUCUAUUGGUUUACACAGAAAUUGAAUCUCUAGGAAUUAAAGGUUUUAUAAGUCAAUUAUUACCUACGGUAUUUAAAAAUCAAGCAUGGGGUACUUUAUAUACUUUGCUAGAAAUGUUCAGUUAUCGAAUGCAUCAUAUACAACCUCAUUACAGAGUUCAAUUACUAUCACAUUUACAUUCCCUUGCAGCUGUUCCACAAACAAAUCAAACUCAGUUGCAUUUAUGUGUUGAAAGCACCGCUUUAAGACUGAUUACUGGACUAGGAAGCCGUGAAGUACAACCACAAUUACAAAGAUUUCUUUCCGAACCAAAAACUUUAGUUUCAGCUGAAUCUGAAGAAUUGAAUCGUGCUCUUGUAUUAACUUUAGCAAGAUCCAUGCAUGUAACUGGAACAGGGUCUGAAACAUUGGGAGCUACAUGGUGUAAGGAACUUUUAAAUACAAUUAUGCAAAAUACACCACAUUCUUGGGCUCAUCAUACUUUAGAAUGUUUUCCACCAGUUUUAAAUGAAUUCUUUAAACAGAAUGUUGUUUCCAAGGAGAAUAAACAACAGCUGAAGAAAGAUGUGGAAGAAGAAUAUCGUAAUUGGACAUCAAUUAAUAAUGAAAAUGAUAUUAUAGCUCAUUUUUCCGUAGCUGGAACGCCUCCGUUAUUUUUAUGCUUGUUAUUUAAGAUGAUUUUGGAAACGGAUCGUAUUAGCCCCAUUGCAUACAAAAUUUUAGAAAGAAUUGGUGCAAGAGCAUUAUCAGUACACCUACGAAAAUUCUGUGAUUGCCUUGUUUUUGAAUUUACAAACUCGCCCGGCGGCCAACAUGUAAAUAAAUGUGUGGAUACAAUUAAUGAUAUGAUUUGGAAAUACAACGUUGUAACUAUUGAUAGAUUAGUCUUAUGUUUGGCUUUGAGAACGCAAGAAGGAAGUGAAGCUCAAGUAUGUUUCUUUAUUAUUCAAUUAUUACUAUUAAAAGCUGCUGAAUUUCGUGGACGCGUUCAAGAAUUUGUUAAAGAAAAUUCACCAGAACAUUGGCGACAGUCAAAUUGGUAUGAAAAACAUUUAUCAUUUCAUCGUAAAUAUCCUGAGAAAUUUGCACCAGAGGAACAAAAUGUUGGUGGAGCUACUGGAUUACCUGUACUUUUCGGAAAUGUUUGUCUACGUUUCUUGCCUGUAUUUGAUAUUGUUACACAUCGAUAUUUAGAAAUACCACAAGUAACUAAGAGUUUAGAAAUUUUAUUAGAACAUUUAGGAUGUUUGUAUAAAUUUCAUGAUCGUCCUAUAACUUAUUUAUAUAACACUUUACAUUAUUAUGAGCGAAAACUUCGUGAACGGCCAUCAUUAAAACGACGUCUUGUUGGAGCUGUUUUGGGAAGUUUGAAAGAUAUUCGCCCACCAGGUUGGGCGCUAUCUGAAGCUUAUCAAGUAUACUUAACUAGACAACCUGAUGACAUUACUUGGGUUCCGGAGUUGGACUACUAUCGGCAUAUGGUUAAAAGAGUUGUUGAAACAAUGAAUGGUGAAGCAUGUUUUCCAGUAGCUGAUUGGAGAUUUAACGAAUUCCCUAACGCAGGAGCACAUGCAUUGUAUGUUACGUGUGUAGAAUUAAUGGCACUACCAAAUUGUCCAGCAUUUGUGGCUAAUAGCUUAUUGGAUGUGGUAACAAAAGGAUAUAUUGUCAUUCCUCAAGAUCAAUUGCAUGCUUGGAUUAAUGCAAUUGGUGUUAUAAUGUCAGCUCUUCCAGAAAGUUAUUGGGUUGUAUUACAUGAUAGAUUAGAAGAAGUUAUUUCUUCCCCGUUAAUGCAAAACUGGACCCACUUAGCAUCUCCGUUCCAGUUAUUUAAUUUGGAGGAAACUUCGAAUAGUUUAUUAGAAAAUCAAUUUAGUCAUACUUUAGCAUUAGUUCAUUCCAUGUGGCAUCAUGCUGGUAUGGGUCAACUGGCGAGUGUUUUACAAUUAGUAAAAGAAAAAUUAGGUCCUUUAGUAAGAACAGAACCGCAAUUACUGUUCAUUUGUCAUUUAAUUGGACCAUUUUUACAACGCUUUAGUCAAGAACGACCAACAACCACCAUGGAUUUAACAUUGACUCUCUAUGAGUUAUUAGCUGCUGUUGAUCAAGCGAAUACUACAUUAAGUUAUAUGGAUCCAAUAUGUGAUCUUUUAUACCAUAUUAAAUAUAUGUUUGUGGGUGAUAUGAUGAAAGCGGAAGUUGAAGGUGUUAUUAGACGUUUACGACCUGCUUUACAAAUGAGACUUCGUUUUAUAGCACACCUUAAUAUUGAAGAAAUUAAUCCUAAUAAUUAAAUUUUUAUGGUCACAUAAUUAUCAUAAUGUUCUCUUUUGAAUACCAUUUAUUAAAAUUAUAUACCAAAAUACUAUUUCAUAGUAUGUUGGCCCUGAUGAAAAAAAAAUAUUGACUGCAGAAAUCGAGAAAUGUCCCGAAAGAAAUUAUGUUUUAAUUAGGUUACGUAAUAAGUUUAAUAUAAUUAUUGUCUAUACGUAG
This is a messenger RNA of Chrysoperla carnea, 4386 nucleotides long. It is a transcript of the gene MED23, whose product is annotated as mediator of RNA polymerase II transcription subunit 23. The transcript is spliced from 16 exons. The record is from RefSeq and is a predicted model, not a curated record. Gene Ontology annotation, biological process: positive regulation of gene expression; regulation of transcription by RNA polymerase II. Lineage: Eukaryota; Metazoa; Arthropoda; Insecta; Neuroptera; Chrysopidae. Bases 96 to 4187 code for a protein of 1363 amino acids. Gene Ontology annotation, cellular component: mediator complex; transcription regulator complex.